Lathyrus oleraceus (garden pea) is the source of this 1625-nucleotide messenger RNA. RefSeq names its product protein SHI RELATED SEQUENCE 1. The transcript is spliced from 2 exons. Gene Ontology annotation, molecular function: DNA binding; DNA-binding transcription factor activity. Gene Ontology annotation, cellular component: nucleus. Gene Ontology annotation, biological process: positive regulation of DNA-templated transcription. Bases 504 to 1454 code for a protein of 316 amino acids. Lineage: Eukaryota; Viridiplantae; Streptophyta; Magnoliopsida; Fabales; Fabaceae. The record is from RefSeq and is a predicted model, not a curated record.
ACCCUUCCAUUAGAAUGUUUUAGAGUGAUAGUGGAAUAGUAACAAAAACUUACACUGUGAUGGUGCCAAGAUAGCCACAGAAAAAUUCAGACACAUAAAGGGCAAGUGUUCAGAACUCAAAAAAAAGGUUAAUAAACACUCUCUGCUUAACCUUCAGAGAGAAAAUUGUAGCCUUAAAUUAGAGCGAGACAGAGAAGUGGGCGUGGCGGCGUUUGCAGUUCUUUUUUCAUUAAUGCAUCUUUGUUGUCUAGAUAGAAACAGUAGCGAUUUCAAUGCGUGGUUAACACUGUUCCCUCAACCAACGAACAAACCUUCAAUUCUGCCCUAGUAGUUAAUGUAAGAGAUGAAGAACAAAUUUCAAGACACAAAUAUUUAAACCUCUGUUUGAGGUGGAUUAAUUAGGGUUAAAUUUGAUUGGUCGUUCUUGUUUUCUCUACUCAAUAAGAACCUCACCGAUUGAGUUUUUUUGAUAUGGAUUUUCGUUUAGGUUUAGGAGUACUAGAAUGGCUGGUAUAUUUUCAUUAGGAAGUGGAGGGAGGUGUGAGGAAGAAGAUAACCAAGAAAAUAACACUAUCAAUAUCAACCCACCACCACCAGGACCUGAAUUCUGGUACAAUAACCCCAACAAAACCGAUGAUUCUGUGGCCGGAUACCGUGGUUUUGAGAUUUGGAACCAGCAGCAGCAACACCAACACCAGUUUUUGCCUCUACAGCAAGAUCUUUACACUGGUGUUGCCUUAGGAGUGGGGCCAAGUAGGGUUUUAUCUUCUGAUGACAAUAGAUCUGCGUUUGUGGUGGCUUCUGGAGGUGUUGGAGGGAUAAGCUGUCAAGAUUGUGGGAAUCAGGCCAAGAAAGACUGUCCUCAUGCUAGGUGCAGGACUUGCUGUAAGAGUCGAGGCUUUGAUUGUCAAACUCAUGUGAAGAGCACUUGGGUUCCUGCUGCAAGGAGAAGAGAGAGACAACAACAACAACAACUUGCUGCUCCCAAACCACCACAUCAAUACGGAGAUAUUGCUCCCGAAACCAGGCAGAGAGAUCUUAACAACAACCAAAUCCCUAAUUCUGCUUUGGCUUGUGCUCGUUUACCUCCAAACCCUUCAGGGUUAGUAGAGGAGGUGAGUUUUCCGGCUGUGGUGAACUCUCCGGCGGAGUUCAGGUGCGUGCGCGUUACUUCUGUUGAUGAUUCUGAGGAGGAGAUUGCAUAUUCCACUGCUGUCAACAUUGGAGGACAUGUUUUCAGAGGAAUUUUGUAUAAUUAUGGUCCAGACAUGAAUAACAACUAUAUCUCUGCCGGAAACACCCCUCCUAGCGGCGGCGAAGCGGCGGCUCUUCCGUUGAAUCUGAUCUCACCUGUCCCUGGGGAACUUGUUGAUCCUGCUUCCAUGUAUCCAGCUCCACUCAACACUUUCAUGCCUCCUAGUGGUACGCAAUUCUUCCCCAACCCAAGAUCUUGAUCAAUCUAUUCAUCAAAGGACAAAAGAUAUUAUUAGCAAAAAUAAAAGCGUAUUUUCAUUUCCUUGUAUUUUAUGAUUUAUUUUAAUUACUGUACUCUUUUGUUAUAAUAAUGGUUAUCAUCCUCCUGAAUACUAUUAUAAUUUCAUAAAGCAUUUCACUUUAUCUCAUAA